Molecule: messenger RNA, 3296 nt
Organism: Phlebotomus papatasi
Lineage: Eukaryota; Metazoa; Arthropoda; Insecta; Diptera; Psychodidae
Product: cyclic GMP-AMP synthase-like receptor
Exons: 3
Coding region: 88-1419 (443 amino acids)
Source: RefSeq, a predicted model, not a curated record
ACUUCUUCAGUGGUUUCCCUUAGCAAAAGACGUGUUUUGUAACCUACAACAUUAUAAUUUUGUUAAUAAAAAUACAAGUGAUUAAAAAUGAGUUCUUUGACAGAUUUUAAUACAAUGUUUCAUGAUCUGAACCGAUUUAUAACUUUGCAGUCGGGGAAGUUGAGUGAUCGUAAAAAAUAUAUGGGACAUUUUACAAUUAUUAUGAAUGCAAUUUGUAACGAUUUGAAGGAAAGAAGUGAGCUAUUUAAAAGAAUGUAUCAUGGAAUUGAUUAUUCUGGAAGCUAUCGCGAUAAUUUAAAGGUGGGGAAACCCAACGAAUACGAUAUUAAUAUCAAAAUGAAAUUUGUGAAACCUGAUAAAGUGAUAGUCGGAAGUGCAAAGCCAGGGUAUCUUAAAAUUAACAUCACUGAAUUGCUGGAAGAAAUGAAAAUGUUAACUGGAUACGAUAGAGCGGUGAAAGAAUUAACAAAGUUAAUAAAUUCAGAAGGAUUACUUUUACAAAACAAAUGGAUGGCAUGGUCUGAAGGCAUUAUCACUUCAACCUUCGCAAAAGUGAAGCAGGAUCUUUCUGCGGAAUAUAACAUGAGUCAUUCUAAACAAGGACCAGCUCAUACCAUAAAAGUUGCCUCUAUUACAGACUAUACGGUCACAUUCAGUAUUGAUUUUGUUUUUGGAAUCAUGCUUGAUUUGACUAAGUGGAUCGCAACACGGCCAAUUCCGGAAUCUAUCAAAACAGAAGAUAAUUAUUUCACCGCUAUACCAAAACCAAAUAAAACUUUGAUUGGUCAACCAAAUCCACUGUGGAUCGCUAGUUAUCCUGCUCAAGAUCACAAUAUUAUGCACGAUAAGAAUCGUCUUAAGGAUUCCAUUCGGUUUCUUAAGAAAAUACGUGAUACGCAAGGAAUUGAAAACUUAAAAAGUUUUUACAUUAAAACAGUGGUAAUGUUGGAAACUGAUAAGAGACCUUCUCUUUACUGGCAAAAUCCAAUUCGGACUGUGCUUAUAGACAUGCUUACAGCAGUUAUUAAUCGCUUGGAAAAUGGCAAUAUUCCUUCAUAUUGGAAUAAGAAUUUCAAUAUUAUUGGGGGUUUCAGCCAGGAUCAAAAAAAUGAUAUGGUGCGAAAAUUGAAAAAAGUAAAAGGAGUUUGGGAAAACUCAUUGGAUAAACAAACAAUAAUAAGUACCAUAUUGCCUCUAUCUGAAACUCAGAUACUAAUGGACACAAUGGGUUUAGAAACUGAAACUGGAGGUCCAAGACGUGUAUUUUCUCAUCAAUUCAAUAAUGAGGGGGUCAUCCAAGGAGAUCCAGAACAAUCUACAUCAAGUAAUUUGAACAGAAAUAUUUUACUAGGAGUAGGUGCUUUAGGAGUAGCUUUGGCAGCUGUUUCAAUGUAUAGAUCAAAUAGAAAUAGAGACUAACAAAAAAUUCUUAAUGAAUUAACAUCUUUUAAUUGACUUAAGGUAAGUGUGCCAAAUUUCGGCAUAGUUGUAUGCAAACGUCAAAGUCUCAAGUUUGAAAUGUAAUAUUUUAAAUUCAAAUUGAUUUUUUUAUUCUUUCUUCUGAAAGAGUGUUGCAUGGAACCUUGUUAAGAGUUUACCGUCUUUAUUUACUCUAACAUCAUUCUUAAUACAUUUUAAAAUGAAUAAAAAUGUAGACAUAGCUUUGGUGCCCUAUUUCGUCCACCUUCAUUCUCAUAGUUCCUUGCCUUUCGGGAAUUCUUCCAAUAUCUUUUUCAUGUCAUCUCGUUUAUCGUAACUACAUUUUUUGUUAUUCUUUUGCAUUGUAUAAUCUUUGGAGUACGUAAAAUCUUAAAGUUCAUGGAAAUUCGAGGAACAAAAAAGAUGGCCGAAAUUGCAAACUGGCCGGAAUUUGGCACACUUACCCUAAUAGUUUUCUAAAAGUAUAUAUUUUAAUCACAAAAAUCUAUAGCUUAUUGUUUCUCUAUCAUAAAACUUAUGUAACCUAUCAUACGUAACCUAAAAUCACACAAAUCUAUAUAUUAAUAACAUUUUCUUAUAUUUCAUUUGCAAAAGGUACUGUGUAAAAUUAUAAACUGAUUACACGAUAAGUACAUAGGAUUGUUCUUACAGUUUAAUUUUUAAUCUGCAGACCUGCAGGUGUUAAUGGAACUGCUACAAAGUCUUAAAGGUACUGCAUCUUGCCUUGUAGUUUUAUUAUACAGUUGCCAAUAUUAAUUCUGAUGAUUGACUUUUUAUAUACAUAUUGAGUUGCAUAUUUUAAUUAAAUCAUCAGCUUGUAUGUCUGUUUAUUUAUAAUACAUUACUAUUCCAAAUUUACACAUGUUAAGACUCUUCAUCCAGUGUUCGUGCAAAACUUUCUUAUUCCAGAGAAAACAACUUUGAAUUUUCUUUUAAAGUCACCUAGAGUAAUUAUUUCUCUGGAGGACCAAUUCGGAAAAGCAUAGUAAUCACGAGUUCGAGCAUUGUGAAAAGUGUUUUCCCCCUGAACCAUUUCUACUCAUUUAUUUAUAGCAAUUGGUUCAUUGUCAGUUUAUUAUUGAAACUCAAUUAACAUUGUUUUCGGGAUUCCCGGACCUUUCCACACAAUCCAAACGUUCCUGAAACCAGUUGAUUUAAAAAUCAAACUCUUGCCACCAGUUUCCUCGAAUUUUUAUUCCAAGAAAUUCCACAUUUUAUUCUCUGGGACCAUUUUUUUUAAACAUAUCUUCCUUUACUCGUCCGCAUAGUCGUCCGUCUGUUCAUUUUUCUAUCUGAUUCCUGUAUCUGUCCUAUCAGUUUGUAUGUUCAACCGCCAAUAGAGGCCAAACGAUUUGAGAUAGCGAUUUGGGACCUUCAGUGAGAGAAAUCCGAAAAAGUUAAAAUAACAUUCCGGAAAUGUCAAUUUUACCCUGCAGUAUUGAUCCGAAAACAGUGUAAAUAUUACCCUUUUUAGGUGUAUUAUGGAUUAACUUUACCCUUCUUUCAUGUUGAUUUUACCCUUAAAAGGUGUAAAAUUAACAUUAAAAAUUUUGAUAUAUUUUUACACCGAAGAAGUGUUAAAGUUAUGACGAAAAAAAGUUAAUCGCAGCCUCUUUUUUUCUCAGUGUUCUAAGAUUUAAACAAGUCCGGUUAGGGAAUAAUCACGCUCACUCCAGAAUAAAACAUGCAUGAUAGAGUUCAAUCAUGUGACGUGAUUAUGUGAUAUAUCGCGUUCGUGAUGAACAACAGCGCAUCAUGUCUUUAUCUAUCACAAUUUAAGAUUUACCAUAAAAAAAUCAAAGAUCGCGUCCUUGAUAAAUGCUACCACGUGCGGUCGUAUUAAUUAAAAGAAUAAA